Molecule: messenger RNA, 1967 nt
Organism: Planococcus citri (citrus mealybug)
Lineage: Eukaryota; Metazoa; Arthropoda; Insecta; Hemiptera; Pseudococcidae
Product: FMRFamide receptor-like
Exons: 2
Coding region: 507-1589 (360 amino acids)
Biological process (GO): G protein-coupled receptor signaling pathway
Cellular component (GO): plasma membrane
Molecular function (GO): G protein-coupled peptide receptor activity
Source: RefSeq, a predicted model, not a curated record
GAUUGUCAAAUGUUAACUUAUUUUAUCUCAUCGUUUUGAAAAUUUAAUGAAUAAUGUCAUAAUACACUGGCGAACGAUGCAAAUAUCGCAAUCCAGUCAUUUUUGAUAAAAACAUGGAUAAACAAAAUACGGCUAGCUCGGAUCAGUACGUGGCUAAUCACGAAAGAACAAUCUACUCUGAUACAAUUUCGCGUGCAUUUAAUUUUUGUGUGUGAAAUUUUCAGAUCGCGCAAUUGAUCCUAGCAAGAAUCCUGUUGAAAAUCCCAAAAAAAAUGUCCUACAAAAUGAGUUUAAUUGUGAAACAGUAUAGCUAAAAAUAUAGAAAUUUUCGGCGAAUUCGUAUUCGCGAGCUCGAUUGAAUUUCAAAACAAGUGUCCGUGAACAAUUUUAGUUGUUUGAGAAGAAGCAGAUGGGCCAGUAGUAAUGAAGUACACUUUACAUUCAAUCCGUGUAGGUAAUACCUAUUCUUCAAAAUAUUCAUAACUAUACCUACAAUUAGAACACCAAUGAUGACAACUCAAGAGCCGUAUUGUGGAGUCACAUUACUCAACAUUGGACAAUAUUACAAGGAUAAUAUACUCGCUUACGUCAGCAUACCAGCAUGCCUCAUAGGAGUAAUUUUCAAUUCACUCAACAUGUUGGUAUUCGCCAGGAAAACCAUGAUUUCGCCCCCGAACCUGAUAUUUGCUCAUCUGGCCUUCUUAGAUUUCCUAGUAUUACUGGCUCGUAUCCCAUAUGUAUGGUUGCUGAACAUUCGACCACAGAGUGGCUUUGACAUUCACCAGUCUUACGGUUGGACCAUGUUUUAUAUAUGCUGUAAUACUUUUAUAGUCACAGUUCAGUUUAUAUCGAUAUACCUGACAAUGCAGAUGGCUGCAUGGAGGUACGUGGCAGUCGUUCAUCCACUGAAGGAACGUUCUUGGUGCAAUAUGAGAACAACACGCAAUUCAGUGAUAGCUGGAUACAUGAUCUGCAGCAUUUUUUAUGUGAUACCUCAAUAUUUGACACUUCGUAUCGAAACCACUAAUGAGGGACAGACAUCCUAUUACUUAGUUGCCAUAAAUGAUCAAAGCCUCAUUAAGCACUCAACAGUAGACAUCAUUCACGCAGUCAUGAUCAGAUUAUUGCCAUCACUUGUGUCAAUGGGGUUUACUUUCAGAAUCGUCAUUACCUUAUUAGAAAGAAACAGAAUCCACCAAGAGCAAAUAACUUUAUCGUCUGGAGUUCAAAAUAACACCAGGAAUGUCAAAACGAAACAGCAGACAAAUAAAUCGACAAUGAUAUUGCUGAUAGUUGUGGUAUUAUUCUUCAUCGCUGAAUUCCCCAGAGGGAUACUGAAUUUACUGCGAGUGGGUUACGAGCACAAUGAAAGAUCGGAAGAAAUUCAUGGCCAAUGUUACGCUGCACUGGUGCAAAUAUUCACUACAUUUACUGAUAUCAACUUAUCCAUCACUUUUAUAGUAUAUUACACCUUGAGUCAACAAUUCAGGACCACAUUCACAUCGUUGUUUCAUUGUAAUAGGUUAUUUAUUAUUUGUUUUCAAAGUAAUAGUCAAGAUGAUUCACAAACAAACUCGGAUGAUGUCUAAUCAAUAAGAGUAAUUUUUGUGCCGAGUGGAGUAUCUGCGUAUAUCAAUCAUUAAUUAUUAAGAAUGUAAUUUUUAAAAUGAAUAAAAAUGUUCAAUCCUACAUAGGAACUGAACUCAAGUUUUUCACUGAGCAUAUAGUAUGAAAACUGUUCAAAAUCAAAGAAGAGUAUGAGAAAAAUGAUAGAAAACAAAAAAAUUGUAAGUAGGUAUGCUUCCAAUUUUCACUUUUUGGAUUUCAUCUAUUCACUCGAGCAGCUUUGCUCGUCCUUCUAAAAAUGUCGGUACCUACCAUAAUCUCAGAACUGCUAUUAAAUGUUUGGUUGGAGGAACAUAUUGGAAGAGAAUUGUUUGAAAAUUUGUUAGAUUGUCUUAAAAAUA